GACGACGUCAGCCUGACGCAGACGAGGCAUCUGCUGCGGAGCCGGCUUCUCCUCCCGCCGCCGGCUCGGGGAGCAGCCUGAGCCGUCCCUGACUAAUCCCCGUGCGCUUGCGCCUCACUCCCCCCGGUGCUCGGUGCUUGGCUCAGAGCUGAGGAGGGACGCUCCUCUUGCUGUUGUCGGGCUGACCCUGAGGCUGUGUCCAUGUUAGAGGUCAUCGAAGUGAAUGGAACCCCGGGAAGCCAGCUGUCCACGCCGCGCUCGGGCAAGUCGCCCAGUCCGUCGCCCACCAGCCCGGGGAGCCUGCGGAAGCAGAGGGGCUCUCAGCAUGGCGGCUCGUCCACCUCCCUGGCGUCCACCAAGGUCUGCAGCUCAAUGGACGAGAACGACGGGCCGGGAGAAGGCGAAGCGGCGGAGGAGGGCUUCCAGAUCCCGGCCACCAUCACGGAGCGGUACAAAGUCGGGCGGACCAUCGGAGACGGCAACUUCGCCGUCGUCAAGGAAUGCGUGGAGAGGUCGACGGCUAGGGAGUACGCUCUGAAAAUUAUCAAGAAAAGCAAAUGUCGAGGCAAAGAGCACAUGAUCCAGAACGAGGUGUCCAUCCUGCGGAGGGUGAAGCACCCCAACAUCGUCCUGCUGAUCGAAGAGAUGGACGUGCCUACGGAGCUGUACCUGGUCAUGGAGCUGGUGAAGGGAGGAGACCUGUUUGACGCCAUCACGUCCACGAACAAGUACACGGAGCGCGACGCCAGUGGGAUGCUCUACAACCUGGCCAGCGCCGUCAAGUACCUGCACAGCCUCAACAUCGUGCACCGCGACAUCAAGCCCGAGAACCUGCUGGUGUACGAGCACCAGGACGGCAGCAAGUCCCUGAAGCUGGGGGACUUCGGCCUGGCCACCAUCGUGGACGGGCCCCUGUACACGGUCUGCGGCACCCCGACCUACGUGGCUCCGGAAAUCAUCGCCGAGACCGGGUACGGCCUCAAGGUGGACAUCUGGGCAGCCGGCGUGAUCACCUACAUCCUGCUGUGCGGCUUCCCUCCGUUCCGCGGGAGCGGCGAUGACCAGGAGGUGCUUUUUGACCAGAUCUUGAUGGGGCAGGUGGACUUCCCCUCCCCCUACUGGGAUAAUGUUUCCGAUUCUGCCAAGGAGCUGAUCACCAUGAUGCUGCUGGUGGACGUGCAGCCGCGGUUCUCGGCCGUGCAGGUCCUGGAGCACCCCUGGGUGAACGAUGACGGCCUCCCGGAAAGCGAGCAUCAGCUGUCGGUCGCUGGGAAGAUCAAGAAGCACUUCAACACCGGCCCCAAACCGAACAGCACGGCGGCGGGUGUCUCCGUCCUAGCAACCACCGCUCUUGAUAAGGAGAGGCAGGUUUUCCGACGAAGACGCCACGCGGAUGUGAGGAGCCGCUACAAGGCGCAGCCGGCUCCGCCCGAGCUCAACUCGGAGUCCGAAGACUACUCCCCGAGCUCCUCCGAGACCGUGCGCUCCCCCAACUCGCCCUUUUAACCAGCCCCCGCACUCCAGGUCCCAGCUUAACCCUCUGAGACUCGGAGACGUUUUCCCAAAUUUAUUUAUGUGAGAGACAGUUGCACCCGACCUAUCUAUCUAGCACCCAGUGCUCCGGCGGCGGAAGAGAAAGCGUGUUUUCUGGUGUCCGUAGCGACCUCCCCUCGCCGAGCCCCACGAGGACCGGGGUUCGCGAACACGGCCCCUUGCUGCUGACAGGGUCCUCAGAGGGUUAAGGCGACUUGGCAACAUUUUUAAACCUAAACUCGAUGACUUUUUUCCUCAGUCAAGCUCGUGCGCAGCGAGCACACGCUAACCCUCUGCGUGCAUGGGCCGGGCGGGCGCCCCUCGGGGGGUCGUCCAGGCCCGGGACACACACACACGUGUCUUGACUUUGCUGCGGAUCCAGGAGUGAUUUUAGACGCCGAGAUGUCUGGACCAGAGAGGCCCCCAGAGUGGUAACUGGCUCGUCCUUUCCCGUGGGUUUAGAACGCGGCAGGUUCAUGAGUUAGGCAUAAGCACCCCCGUUUCUUCUUCAUAAUCCGAUUCAGAAAGGGACUUUUUUCGUUAGAGGUAUGACCGUCAGCUGCCGUGAGGCCCACAGCUCGAGAUGGGGGGGGACUGGGUCCGUGGCAAACAGCCUGCCCCCCGGAGGACAAUGGUGCACCCCCCCCCCAGCUCUCCCCCACCAAGACGUGCUGAUGAUGCCCCAGAAAUGCGGCGUUCACCUCAGCUGCUGCUGGCGCCAGCGCAGACCCCGGGGCGGGCGGGCGGCCUCCCGCCGCGGCUCGCGCUUGGUGAGGGAGGGUCUCGCUUGGCACAUCUCCAGGAGACAAAACAAAGCAAAACAAAUAACCAACAACUGGUGGAAAAGAGCAAUAAAUCGCCAGGUGCUCUCUAGGGCUGGGAUUUCAAACAGAGAGAGGAGGUGAGACCCUGGUGUUUUUCUCACCUGCUCCUUUUCAUGCCCUGCCGUCUUCAGUGUGAAGUCCACACCGUCCAAUACACACACAGGAGGCUGGGGCGGGGGGUGGGGCGAGAGGCCGAGGGCUUUGCAAGGUGGCCAAGGGGAGAAAGCACAGCGAGAGAACGAUCCAGAACAUCCCUAACAUGGCUUUUAAGGAAACCAGCCACUGGUGAGUGUGCACCGUCACGUUCCCUGCGUAGACUCUCCCGGGAAGGACGGGGAGGAGGGCGGGGAGGCGUGCCUCCCGGGCGACCCCUUCGGCUCCCAAGGUGACCUUCCCACAGGCCACUGUCUGUCGCUGUCCACAGGGACCCCUUGUCUUUCUCACCUCUCCGUGGGCCGAGUCCUGUCUGAGACCUGAGUUUUCACUCCUGCCAGCCACCGUUGAGUUUUUUCUGGAAUGCACGGUCACCGCAACGCUUAGGGCAGAGGCUAGCCGCGGGGCCUCGGAGGCGGGGUUCCGUGUGCUCAGUGUGUGACCCCGGAGAGCCAGUGAGUGACGUUCAUGCCUUUCGCACCUGGACGGCUGAGCGGCACUUCCUGGCCCUGUUUGGAGCACAUCCCAGUACCUGCAGGUCUUCGGCCUUGCCCCGGUCGGUCCUUUACUUUCAGAUGCACCUCGGCCUUCAGCGGCUGCCCUUUACCCCCCCCUCCUGAGCGGCGGGCUCUCCUGAUGUAGGCUUUAAGAUCCUAACGUGUCAUGAUGUUCACGUCACGGUUUUCUCAAAGUUUUUGUCCUGCUACUCAUAGGUCAUUUCUUGGGUCCGCGUUGCCCUGGCAGGUAAACAGCAGGUCAUUUACUGAGCGGUGCCUCCCGUGGAGCCCCGAGAUGACAUCACACAGCGGCGCUGAGCAGCCCGGCCCAGUCAGGUCCCGGGUGGGGUCGAGGGGCGGAACACCAGGGAGGGUAUGCUGGAAGGUCCCCAUCGGGCCAGUGCCCUGGGCUGGUCAGAGAGGACGCUCUCUCAGAGGACAAAGGGAAGCUCCGCUCUCAGUGCCUCCGGAGUGGCCAGGCAGCUGGGCCCCGACUCUGAACGUGCGGACCUGAAGAAUCCGGUGGGCGGAGCCCUGCCCGCGGGACCUUGUCACUUUCCUGUCUCUCUCCCACUCGCUGCUCUUCCCGCGGGCACCCCAUGCGUCACCCUGGCAUCCGGUGCACAGAGCUCGCAGCUCGUGGCCCCGGCACACCGCAGGGGGCCCCUCAGCCUGGGGAGCCCAGCGCUCGGCUGCCGGAGGGGUGGUCCAUGCCGGACCCCACACAGUGGCAUGUGGCCUGCCAAGUAGAGCUAUCGAGGGGCCAGAUGGAAGGCCCUGCUUCAGCAUCAAGCCGCCGGGACCCCGACCCCAGGGCCGCACUUGAAGUUCCCCAACAAGCACAAGGCCCGCUGGCGAUGGACGGGGGAGGCUCCAGACGCUGGGCUUUCGGCCCACGCUUCCUUGUUUUUCCCCCGACAUUCCUGGGAUAGUUCGAGGUUGAAACAAUUAAGUUGUGGUGUUCUUUAAGGAAUUCCUAUGACCAAACCGACAUUUUUUUCUUUUUUCCAUUUUGUCAUCGAAUAAAUAUGUACCGUGACGGCAGUGUACCUCUGUAAUUACCGAUUUAGUCAUUGCCGCACGCGGCACCCUGGUUUUCCUCCGUAUUGAAUCGCGUGCUUGCGGCCGUGGCCUGGUGGGUGGGGUUGUCUUUCCUUCGUGAACACAGGACCGGCACGCGGCGUGUUCGAGGGGACUGUGAGGCUCAGCUCUCCCGCCCCGUGGGGGACGAGUGAAGAAAGAACUCUCGCGUCCCUCGCGUCCUGAACCUCGCCUCUGCGGACGCGAGCCGUUGGCAGCCAGGAGCGCUUCCCUGCCCUGGCGCCGUAGCCCAGCCCUUCCACGCAUCACAGCCAGGGAGCCUGCCCUUUGCUCCCCGCCGUUAGAAGGAGCAGUGCGGGUCCGGCCACCGGAGGUGUUUCCACAGGAGUCCUCGCCUCCCUGACGCACGGUGCACAUGAGAACAAGCAGAGAAAAACGCAAAUAAACGACUGAAAAUCUCGGUGUUUCGUAUUCGGUGACACUCAUGUGGGCUGCCCGGCACCACCCGCCCCGCCCCUCGGCUUGCGGUCAACAGCCCCGUCAGGUGCUGUUGAAAGAAAGCAAUAUAUACGUGAAUGAAGGCUGCAAUUCCAACCCUUCCCCCUUUGAAGCAUAUUUCAGUUGGGAGGAAAAGAAAGAGGAAAGAAAAAUUGGCUUCGCUUAGAGGGUCACGGAGCUACCGUCCGACCGGAGCUCACGCACAUUAAAUCACAGCUGUUUGCUGGCCACGGGCGCCCGGCGGGCGACUGGGUCCCCGUGCGGGGGCGAGGCUGGGCGGGGGUGGGGUGGGGGGAGCUUUCUCAACGUUACGGCGUUGCCUGCCAGCCCUUCUCAGGGUGAGACUGUCGCGUUUCCGUGAUAAACUGUUUUCAAAGGUUUUUAAUUCGGCCAUAAAAAGGUGCCCCGGGCUGGUUUCCUCUAGACUGAAGGUCUGACCCGGAGUGCAGGUUCAUCGCCUUCUGCUCUCUGCCCAACUCUCCCGAGGAAAGAACAACCAAAACGCAAGCAAGCAAGCAAACAAACAAACAAACAAAGCCCGGUACAGCUUCGCCUGCAUCGUAACUUCAGAACUUCGGAAGGCCGCGAGACCCGAGAUGGCCGCUGAAUGGCAUUAUCCCUUUGGGUGUGGGUUUCAAAAAAUCCAAUUAGGAGCCACCUGGUAUAUACUGUAGAUAACGUCGCUUUUCUAUAAUUUGUAAAUCACUACAGUUUUCAGUGCUACCUGAUCUUCUCCAUCCAAGCAAAGAUGUUUAAAAGCUCGAAGGUGGUCCUUCCGAGGGUUAGCGUCCCCUGGGUGUUGUCUGCCACUUGCAUUCGGCGUUUGGGAGAAACACUCUCAGCCGAACCCUUGCACUGCAUGCUGUGGGGAGGGGGCAGAUGCCCGCUUCCUUAGGAGACAGGGAUACUCCUUUUUUAACAUAAACAUCAAGUUCCAUGAAGCCAAUUCAAGUCUGUUGGGGAAAAGAGCAAUUAAAACUCUCCCCCAAAGUAACCACUUUUGGUCAAUUCAGAUGUGGUAAGGCGUGUGUCGAUGAACACACUUCAAACGAUUUUUGUUUAAAAGCACAUCGACCCACAACCCUUGAAAAUGGGCUUCUCAAAUGGGCUCAGUGGCGCUUGUGCACGAAGCAGGAACACAUGGGUGGGGUUCCAGGGGCGGCCAUCGUCACGGGAGUCUGGAGUGUGUAUGUCACGACGUCCUGGCGGUGGAGGGGACAGUCUCUGACGUGCUCGUAGUUCGAACACGCGGCCGCGUGCCGAGGGACACGGAGGGUCCCGAGCUGGUGGGAAACCGGAAGCUCAACCCAGAGGCUCCAGGUGCCUCUGGCAGGGGUGGGGGUUUUCCCCUUUAUCUUCACUCCCCUCCCCCGCAGCCCCCACAGCCGUCAUCCUUCUGGGGGCUCCAACACGGAAACCGCCGAGAUCACUUUUCAGGGAGGGCGUGUCCCACGGGCAGGUGUUCGGAUCGUGAGGUUUACCGCAUCUUGCCCUCGGGGACCAGGGAGAGAUCUCAUUUCUUCCUUCCGGCCCCAGAGGAAAGGCAGGGCCUGCCCUGAAACCAAACCCUGGAACCUCAACACUCUCUUCUCCUCAUUCGCUGAGGCCCGUCACGGCUCUGCAAGCCUUCGCUGUGGGUUUAAGAGAACGUGGGACGUUGAAAGUGAUGAUAGAGAUGCUACCUGUCAGUUGCUUCCCGUCCCCCUAGCCGUGGUGAGAAAAAGACCUGGAACGGUUCUCCAGGGGCGAUUCUCACUUGCCAGUGACAUUAAUCUUCCAUGUAUUCUCAGAAAAAAAAAGUAAAAGGAAAUUGAAACCGGUCCAAGGCUAGGGUCAUAUCCUGGAUAACUUUUUAAAAAUUUGAUGAAGAAAUUAAUAACGGCCUUUUUUUCAUUCUGGCUGAAAGAAAAAUUAUUAAAAGAUUAGUUGAGUGUGAAAUUAAAUGGUAUUUUGGUCAUGCAUACUGAAAAGGUGGGCUAGGAACUCGAUGCAUUUAAGCAAGUUUCUGAAAGGUUUCAAUGUGGGGCAAGAAAGAAAGUUCAAUAUUUCCUUUGAAAAGACUGAAUUUGUCAAUUGCUGCAUGGAUCAGGUGGCAUAGGUUAAUUUUUGAUUUUGAGACUCUUAAUGGAAGGACUUUCCAACGAUUUGUAUCCAUGAUUAAAGCUGGAAUGAGAUCCAAUUUUUUUCCUAAUCUCUCCGUUUAAGCUAAUAAAUGUAGGUUACUGUGGAAUGAA
Phyllostomus discolor (pale spear-nosed bat) is the source of this 6780-nucleotide messenger RNA. RefSeq names its product doublecortin like kinase 1 (gene DCLK1). Gene Ontology annotation, molecular function: protein kinase activity; ATP binding; microtubule binding. NCBI's taxonomy places the organism in Eukaryota, Metazoa, Chordata, Mammalia, Chiroptera, Phyllostomidae. Gene Ontology annotation, cellular component: axoneme; neuron projection. The transcript is spliced from 13 exons. Bases 202 to 1506 code for a protein of 434 amino acids. The record is from RefSeq and is a predicted model, not a curated record. Gene Ontology annotation, biological process: protein phosphorylation; axoneme assembly; intracellular signal transduction.